GUAAAUGUUAUGUCUUAUGACCUUGAUUGCGAUUCAGAGCAGGAUCGCAUCAAAAAGGACUAGAAUUUAGGAGACGGGAUUUGUCCAAUCGAGUUUCUUGGGUCUUGGGCCGCGGAAAGAACAAGAAGGGCCAUGAACUUGAGUAUAUGCUCCAUGCAUUUGGACCUUUUUUUAAAUAGACGGUGAAAAGUUCUUCCUCGCUUGUACCUCAUCGUACUUGCUUGAAGGGGAGAGCUUCCCGACCAAUGGGAGGGCGAAAUUUGAUCAGUUGACUUCGAUGAGAUCUGGAUCACGCAGCAGCAGCAGCAGAUCCUCCAGUAGUUUCGAUGUGGGACCGGCGCAGAUCGGUUUCUGGUCAACUGAUUGAUUAUACAGUUGUAGGCAGGUACCAGCCAGCCGCCAGCUAAUGACGAUCCUUAUGAAAUGUCUGUCUGUCUGUCUGUCCGCCCGCUCGCCCCCCCGCCCAUUCAUAUCGGGAAUUUCAACCAUCGCAAAACGCAGCUAGAUUUUGCUCUAAAUCCAUGAGAUGCAAAGAAAGACAGACACCCGAACAAUGGAUCACCUCCUCGAACAUGCAUGUCCUCCGAUUUGUUUCCGACAAAUUCGUUUGGACAACUUGCAAUUUGCGGUUGGAGUGGGAGGCGAGAAAAAGCCUCGGAUCGAGGCUUGACCCAAGGUUGCUGCAAGUUUCGAGUCCGUGCGUGUUUGGUAGGGUGGAUUCCGGGCUUAUCGGAAGGAGAGAAUGAUUGAGCAAGAGAUCCGGAUAGAGCUUGUUUUAUUGCCGUACCUUCAUGGCAAACGAAGUUGUGGAUCAGAUGAAUGAAAGAGACAAAGUGGGAGGACGACACAAAAACAGGCUCAUACGCUAAGAAGGAAAGUGGUGAUGCAUAAACUCUUCCUCCACAUUUUGUGUCCCGAUCACGAGCAUGGCUUUGCAUGUCCUCAUUGACUCAUCUUCUCACUCUGGAUGGACUGCGACGCUAGAAAUAUGGAGAUGACGCAACGCCCCGAAGUAGAGCUGAAGAGCAGUUGCAGCUCAUUGGAGUUCAUUGCGUUCCCGUCCCUCGCGAUCUGAUCCGUGCUGAAAUAGUGCCCUAUCAUCCUUCCGGUACAAUGAAGUUGCUUUAAACCUUCGUUCAUCGGUGGCGCUUCCCGGGUGCUCAACACUUCGGUGUGGUUUUGCGUGUCCGAGGACAAUGGAGUCAAACGCUUCGACUCAAAUAUGCAAGCAAGCGUUACCAAGUACACAGGAAGAAAAAAUACACGUAGCAUCUGACUACCGACACAAAAAAACCCAAGAACAGUAAGCCUCACUCGUCGCCCG
Molecule: messenger RNA, 1324 nt
Organism: Marchantia polymorpha subsp. ruderalis
Lineage: Eukaryota; Viridiplantae; Streptophyta; Marchantiopsida; Marchantiales; Marchantiaceae
Source: the annotation of a GenBank genome assembly